AUGGUAAGCGAUAAAAAAUUCUUACAUCCGGCUUUCGCCGUUUCUAACAUCAAAGUUUUGAUCCCUAUUAAUCUAGAUAUCAAACAGGACGAAUAUUCUUCAUGGAUUUUCCUGUUUCAACUUCAUCUUCAAGCACACAUCCUACUUUUUCUUAUUGAUGAUUCCACUCCACCACCAGACCUUGACGCUGCCACCAUACUACAACUUGAUCCCCUCUGUCGUCAAUGGAUGUUCUCCACCAUGGCCAAAGAUUUGAUGCUUACCGUUCUCAAAACUGGAAAAACUGCUAAAGAGUUAUGGAAUCAUCUUAAACGCCUCUUCCAAGACAACAAAGGAAGCCGUGCCGCCAAUCUCGAAAGUAAGUUCGUAAAUCUAAAGUUUGUUGAUUGUAACAAUGUUGAUGAUUAUUGUGAUAAACUACAUGCACUUUCAAAUCGGUUAAGUGACCUCGAUUUUCCAAUGGAUGAAAAACGAUUGGUUAUUCAACUUGUUAAUGGACUUCCGGAGGAAUACAACACUGUUGCCUCCUUCAUUCAACAAUCGAUGCCCUCUUUUGACACUGCUCGAUCUCAACUACGUACUGAGGAGAUCCGACGUGAAAAUCUAUACAGUUCCGACUCCCACACUUCCCUUGCAGCCGCCAACAGCCGCCGUCCUCCGCCUCCUUCAUCUGUUUCUUCACGAUCGUCAGCUCCUGAACAUCACAGAAUUUCGAUGGGUCCUGAAUACAACAGAAUUUCGCUGGGCCGGGAAGAGCCUCUCCUUCCAACUCCAUCAGGCCCAUGA
This is a messenger RNA of Papaver somniferum (opium poppy), 786 nucleotides long. RefSeq lists its product as uncharacterized. The coding region runs from base 1 to 786 and encodes 261 amino acids. NCBI's taxonomy places the organism in Eukaryota, Viridiplantae, Streptophyta, Magnoliopsida, Ranunculales, Papaveraceae. The transcript has a single exon. The record is from RefSeq and is a predicted model, not a curated record.